AUUUUGUUGUUUCCAGCACAAACGUGACACAGAACCCCCGUGUAAGUCAAAUGCGCAUGUGUGCAGGACCCUGAUGCAAUACAAAGACGGCGAGGAGGAUAAUUUCAUUGUCGAUGAAGGCAAAAAUUGUGCCUGUGACAACUGCUCGACAACAUGGUCGGAACACGACAGGUAUUCAUUUACCUGGCAACAUUUCAAACGAUUGGACAUGAUAGUUCAGUACAAAUUGUGUGGUCCUAUAAUGCCUGAAAGGAUUUGCAAUGACGACGAAGUUGCUGCUUUGAUGGAAACCGAGGUGAAUGGCUGGCAUAUCCAUAUGAGAGAGGAGAGAUGCCGAUGCAAGAACAACAUUUUCUACCUCAGAGGUUGGGAGAAACGAAAUAACCUCUGGAUCUACGAAUAUCGCUGUAAAAAGGUGGUAUGUGCAACCGAUGGAGCUGUAUGUGCUAAAGUCUACGUGAACAGAGCCCUUGGUGAAGCUUUGAAAUACCAGUUCACUUGCCUAUGUCAAAAUAGUCGACAAUGUGUGACUGAAGUUGAUAUCGUCCCUAACAUGUAUACCGAUGACGACGAACAUGGCGAAUACGUUCCCCGGAUGUGCGACCAAAUCAUUGGAAAAGGUCGGUAGUUUCCGACACUGAUCGUAACAACAAUGAUUCGGCUUCUUUCUUCGUUUUUUCUUUUUUUUUUUUAUUCCUCUCCUUCAUCUUUUCUUUUCCUGCCACACAUACUUUAUAUGUUAGUCCUCAACGAUGUGAAAACGCACGCUUAAUUUUUCUGAUACAGAAAUAUUCAGUCUGAAAAAAACGACCUGGUUUCUGUAGGGCUUUGAUCCAAUUACAACAACAUAUCUAAAUUUCAAACGAACCUUCUCACAUUUUCUAUCGUUUUAGUUAACGUUUCUUAAUGCACACUAUAUAACAUUUAAUAUUUAGUCAAUAAAUAUCUAUCACUGCAGAAUUUACUUUCAAAAUAUAUUCUUUAAUACAAUGUUUGUUUAUUUCCCUCCUAAAAAAAUAUAUCAAAUAAUUUUGCUUAACUUCAUAACAAAACUGGAUGCUUUUCUUUAACUGUUAUAAUAUACAUGUAUGUGCACAUAUGCGUGCGUGCGUGUGUGCGUGCGUAUGCAUACAAAACCUCUUCAUACAUCUAUCGUCUGUUUUUGAUAAGAUGCAAUUGUAGUAGUGUUUCAAGAAUUCUUAAUCCUCUUUAGCGGUUCUAUAUUCCUCAUUCAUUCAGUAUUCAAUUCUAUUAUUUUUUCCUCCUUCUUUCUCUCUUCAUAUCAAUAUAAUUCUGUGUGUGUGUGUGUGUUUAUACCUGUGUACAAACUAUAGCGCAUAAUAGAUCGUGGUGAUAUAUCAGCUAAAGAUGAUGAUAACUAAAAAUUUAGUUUUACCAUUGUCUGUAACUGUUAGUAGUUAGUCUACUAAUCCAAUAAUACGUGUGAAUGUAACCAGAGAUAUAUUUUAAAAAAUAUCUACAAAAAAAA
Octopus sinensis (East Asian common octopus) is the source of this 1489-nucleotide messenger RNA. RefSeq lists its product as uncharacterized. Lineage: Eukaryota; Metazoa; Mollusca; Cephalopoda; Octopoda; Octopodidae. The transcript is spliced from 3 exons. The record is from RefSeq and is a predicted model, not a curated record. The coding region runs from base 74 to 628 and encodes 184 amino acids.